This is a messenger RNA of Myotis lucifugus (little brown bat), 3171 nucleotides long. It is a transcript of the gene ALDH1A2, whose product is annotated as aldehyde dehydrogenase 1 family member A2. The record is from RefSeq and is a predicted model, not a curated record. The transcript has 12 exons. Lineage: Eukaryota; Metazoa; Chordata; Mammalia; Chiroptera; Vespertilionidae. The coding region runs from base 168 to 1436 and encodes 422 amino acids. Gene Ontology annotation, molecular function: aldehyde dehydrogenase (NAD+) activity.
UUAUUAACAACGAGUGGCAGAACUCAGAGAGCGGGAGAGUGUUCCCUGUCUAUAAUCCAGCCACAGGAGAACAGGUGUGUGAAGUUCAAGAAGCAGACAAGGCGGAUAUAGACAAAGCAGUGCAGGCAGCCCGCCUGGCGUUCUCCCUUGGAUCAGUGUGGAGAAGGAUGGAUGCUUCUGAAAGAGGACGUCUGUUGGAUAAGCUCGCAGACUUGGUGGAACGAGACAGGGCAGUUCUUGCAACCAUGGAAUCCCUCAAUGGUGGCAAACCGUUCCUGCAAGCUUUUUAUGUGGAUUUGCAGGGGGUCAUCAAAACGCUUCGGUAUUACGCAGGCUGGGCUGAUAAAAUUCACGGGAUGACCAUUCCUGUAGAUGGAGACUAUUUUACCUUCACAAGACAUGAACCCAUUGGAGUGUGUGGACAGAUCAUCCCGUGGAACUUCCCCCUGCUGAUGUUUGCCUGGAAAAUUGCUCCAGCUCUGUGCUGUGGCAAUACGGUAGUUAUUAAACCAGCAGAGCAAACACCACUCAGCGCACUCUACAUGGGAGCCCUCAUCAAGGAGGCUGGCUUUCCACCAGGAGUCGUCAAUAUUUUGCCAGGAUAUGGGCCAACGGCUGGGGCAGCAAUAGCUUCUCACAUUGGCAUAGACAAGAUUGCGUUCACAGGGUCUACUGAGGUUGGAAAGCUUAUCCAAGAAGCAGCUGGAAGAAGUAAUUUGAAGCGAGUAACUCUGGAACUUGGAGGGAAAAGUCCCAAUAUUAUUUUUGCAGAUGCUGAUUUGGAUCACGCCGUGGAGCAGGCUCACCAGGGCGUGUUCUUCAACCAAGGCCAGUGCUGCACUGCGGGCUCGCGCAUCUUCGUGGAGGAAUCCAUCUACGAGGAGUUUGUGAGGAGAAGCGUGGAGCGGGCCAAGAGGCGCAUAGUGGGGAGUCCCUUUGACCCCACCACUGAGCAGGGACCCCAGAUUGAUAAGAAGCAGUACAACAAGAUCCUGGAGCUCAUCCAGAGCGGUGUGGCCGAGGGCGCCAAGCUGGAGUGCGGAGGCAAGGGGCUGGGCCGGAAGGGGUUUUUCAUCGAGCCCACAGUGUUUUCCAACGUGACCGAUGACAUGCGCAUUGCCAAGGAGGAGAUCUUUGGCCCCGUUCAGGAAAUUCUGAGGUUUAAGACGAUGGAUGAAGUUAUCGAAAGAGCCAAUAACUCCGACUUCGGACUCGUAGCUGCUGUCUUUACCAAUGACAUCAACAAGGCCCUCACAGUGUCUUCUGCAAUGCAAGCUGGGACUGUUUGGAUCAAUUGUUACAAUGCCUUAAACGCCCAGAGCCCCUUUGGGGGAUUCAAGAUGUCUGGAAAUGGGAGAGAAAUGGGAGAAUUCGGCCUGCGAGAGUACUCCGAAGUGAAGACUGUGACAGUCAAGAUCCCCCAGAAGAAUUCCUAAGGAGGCCCAGAGGAAGGUGAAGGCCGCCUGCACGACCCCCCUCUCUGCUUUCCCUGAGGGGCCCAGCUCUCAGGAAUCCAAAGCUGAUACUCGGUCCUUAUUUAAAGAUGAAAAUGAUCACACACAGGCCAGGCCAGUCACUGCAUUACUAAAGCAAGCCAGCUGGGCAGUUUCUUGGCACUCUGUAGGGGAUCACCUAACGAUACCAAAUAUUGGGGAGGGCGGGAUGAAGGACAGAGGGGUGACUGUCGGCACACCCAGGAUCUCUCUGAGGUGGGGCUGCAUAAGGAGUGUGUUAUUGGAUGCCUUCUGUCACAAAACCCUUCCUCCUACGGAAAGGCAGCCUUCCUGCCAUCUUCCUUUCCCGGUCCAGGCGCUCCCUGCUCCUCCCCUGCCCCUGCUCCUCCGAGGAGAGCUCAGCUGAGCUCAUUUGGGGCAGAUGUUUGGGCCGGGAACAAUUUUCCAAGGUUUUGCAGCCAAAUUACCGUUUCAUGUUAUCCAUUUCUUCAAAGCAAAAUAUUGAAAUGGCUUUAGUGAGAGCCAGGCCAGACUGACAAUGCCAGAAGCUGGUACACUGCAGAUAUGCUAGGCAGGAGGGAGGAAGUGGGCAUUUUCCAGACCCAGCCUGGAUUUCUCACGUCCACCGGUACCACGAGGGAAGGACCAGGAAGUGGGGAGGCAGAGACCGUGUGUAGUUCCCAGCUUCUGAGUGUGGGCAUGUCUGGGGGAGGGGUGCGCACCUGCGUUUGAUUCCUUGGUUAUUCUAGAAUAAGGCAGGGGGUGGGUUGUUCUCAUAGAUUAAUAAGAUCUUUUCCAAAGUUUAUCUUUAAAGUCAACCAAAGCAAUCUGAGUAGGCUCGAGCAUUUGGAGAAAUGCUGGGUGCCUUGCAGAAAUGAUUUUGUUUCCAACACCGCUUGACAACUCUUAACUAAGUGGGUUACCUCUGCAGUUGGAUCAAUAGCUUCUCCUGCACCCCAGCCCCCACUGCACCACCAGCGGCUCCCCGCCGUGCUAUGGGUGUUAUUUUGGCCUCUCAUGCCUUAAAAUGCCCCAAUCCCACUGGCAGGAACCUUGGAGAAUCUGGCCAAGCCUGGCGGUUUUCCUUCCCAUUGGCACCGUUCCAGGGUGCCCCCGUCACCACGCUGCACCAGAGCUCCUCUGCCACACGCAGCGGCCCCUCCACGGACUGUUCCUGCCUCCCGGCCUCCCGAGGGGGGUGAGAAGCAGGCUGGCCCCCUUCCUCCCAGCCACGCACUCCUCCCCGAUGUGAGCAGUGUCAGCUUCCUUCCCUGCGUCCCUCCUUCCAGCUGCCAAAUCCAACCCCAGCUCUAACCUAGAGGAAGGUCAUUUAUUUAAAAGUACCAGACAUAACCUGGAGUAUAUGGAAUGUGGGCAACACAUAGAUAGCCUUCUGUAUUUAACUGUUCCUGCUUUCUAACCACGCCGGGUCCCCUUUCUAGCCCUGUCUGCUCCUGUUUUAAAGAAAUCCCUACUUGCUGUUACUUACCUACGACAGUGCAUUCCGCGCCCCGAUGCCUUGAGGGAUGCCACGUGUCUGAUCCUCCGUGUGAAUGUCAUGCUCUCCCCUUAUAGCGUGUGUCCAAGUGAACGUACCCAUUAACCAGCUAGUUACCUUCGAACUGCAAUAUAGAAUGUGAAAAUGAAGAUUUAUUUCUUUUAAUUUACUUAAGAAGAAACCUCUGUGCUAGCAAUAAAGCAUUUAUAUUGUGUACUC